AGUUGUACAUAGCAACAAAGAAGCGCAAUGGCGGAUUCAAAGUAGAAGGCACCUGACAUUUUUUGUUAGGAAAACAAAUACACAAAAAAUGGACGCUAUUGGACAACUCGAACUAACGUGGGCUCAGGGAUAUAAUGGUUCACCAGCUAAAUACAUCGAUAAGGAUGUCAUAUGUUACCAGUGUGGCAGUAAUGUCAAGUUUGUGGCUGAAGAUGGAGCAGAAACAGUUUUCAAUUUCAAGGGAAAUGGUGUUGGACCAUUUGCUGUGCAUCCAAACGCCAAAUGUUUUGCUGUAGCUGAACAGUGUCUCAAUCCUAAGAUUUGCAUAUAUGUUUACCCAACAUUCAGAGAAUUGGUGAUGCUACAAGAUGGUACUCAACUAGAAUACCACAAAAUGAGUUUCUCCCAAAGUGAAUACCUAUGCACAGUAUCAGGGGUCCCAGAUUUUGAACUCAUACUAUGGAAUUAUACAAAUGGAACUAAACUGACAUCAACAAAAGUUUCUACAGAACCAAUAACAAGUAUGAACUUUAACCCUGGCAGCUGGAGACAAAUCUGUAUAACAACAGAAAGAACUAUAACCCUUUGGCAGACAGAACAGUCCAAUGAUAAAUACCUUUUACAGCCACAGAAAGUGAAACUUCCACCUUCUGAGCCAUCUAUUUAUGGAGAUGAAGAUAAAGAUUGUGACCAACCGACAAGAGCCUCCACUAGAAUGACUUCUUACACUAUUGAUGUACCUAGACCAGCUAUAGCUGGACUAGUGGGAGAAAAAGCUGAGCAGUUGGAGGAGAUACAGGACUUAACCCCAAGAGUUAUUCCCCUUUGUCAAGCCUGGACCCCAGGUGGAGAUUUAUUUAUUGGAUGUAGAGGAGGACAGCUUAUGAGGGUGGAUGGUGAAGUAAUAAAAGCCCGUGUAUUAUAUUAUCCCCCACUCAGAGCAGAAACACCAAUGUCAAGGGCUACAAGUGCUACAAAUAGUCGAUUUCAGUCACAGACAGAUUUAAUUAACAUGUCUAGAAAACAAACAAAACUUGGUGCUGAUGAUACCAGCAAUUCUAUGAUAGAAGGCAGUUUUGAUUGUAUAGUUUUGCAUAAGAGAGGAUUAUAUGUUGGAGGACAGGAUGGGAUGUUAAGGUUGAUAGAUACAAAAUCAGAAGAUUGUAGAGUCAUAGAACAAUGUAAUAUUAAUCAGCCAAUCACCUCUCUGAGCUUCCCUCCUAGUUACAGACGUCUGGCAAUAGGAUCAUGUGAGGGAUCUCUACAUCUGUAUGAAGCAGGGAUUCCAAACUCUCUCAAAUUACUCAAAGAUUUACACUGGGGAACAGUAAUGGGUAUUGGAUGUCUUACUGGAAAUGAACAUGUUGUAAGUGUGAAAGAAGAUGGUGAAUUACAAGUCUGGACUAUGGACAAAGGAAAGUUUGUUUCAUCUGUGUCUGUUGGAGUUCCAGCAACAUGUAUGGCUUGUAGUCCUCUAACUCAUGUUGCAGCUGUUGGUACUGUAAGUGGACAUGUCAUGAUUGUUGAUCUAACUAAUGUUCAGAAACCAAGAAUUAUAAAAAGCACCAGAAUGUACCAUGUACCUGUAUCAAAUUUGACGUAUGAUGUUGAUGGUAAUUUUUUGAUUACUGGAGCAGAAAAUGGACAAGUUUUUGUAAUAGAUGGAAGGGCUUCCAAAGACUUUGCUCCCAUUGGUUACACAGUUGUUGAAGGGGAGAUUUUGACUAUUACAACGUUUACAGUCAACGGUGUUGUAAAAGUUUCUAUCACAACUAAUAAUUCUGGGAACAGAAGAAAUGGUGCUGAUGCCCUGUUGUAUUUUGAGCUCCCAGAGGAUAUCUUGAAAGACCCUAGGAAGAGUGUCACAAGUUUGAAAUGUGAUUUUAAAGAUGCAUCAAUAAAGAAAAUGGUACUGAAGUUUGGAAUACCAUCAUUUGGAGGUGCUGUAGCUGAAGGAAACAUGCUGUUUGCUGUGUCCCAGAAAACCAAAAAAUUACACCAGAUAUCAUUGCCCGAUGAGGUUCCAAAGAAGUAUCUUGAAGCAGAAGAAGGAGAACACACACCAGAAUUUGGUGAUUUUGAUGGUCAUGCUGAGCCUUUGUUACCAGAAACAGAGUUCCCAGGACAUCAGUUACCAGGAGCUAAAUUGUUACUGUCUCCACAUGGUAAAUGGUUGGCGAGUUAUGGUAUUGAUGGUUACGUACAAGUCAGAGCAAUAGGCAGUUUGGACCGUUUCAUUUCAAUCAGACCACAUGACUACCACAGUGGUGGUGUGAGGAACAUAGCUUUCUCAGAUGAUAGCCAGAGUGUGUUUACUACAGGACAAGAUGGUGUUAUCUGCUGCUAUAGCUGGAACUACUCAUCCUCAGGAAUAGGAAAAGCUAAAUCAGCCAUGGAAUCAGCACGAGCAAGGAAGACAAAGUUAAUGCAGGGACAGAAAGAUGAAGAUGAAGUGGUCAGAAAAAUGUCUGACUGGGUACCUCCUUUUCGAUCAUCUCGACCAGCAUCAGCUGAUAUGGACCAGUCUGAAAAGGUUGACAGUAAAAUAAUGACAAAAAUGGAAAGAGCAGCAUUAGAGCAAGCUUUGGCUUCUGACGAGAUUUACAGAACACCUACACCAACAGCAGCUACAAAUGCCACAUGGCAAGAUAUGCAGAAACUUGAGUGGGUGAAAGCUGAAGAUGCACAGUAUCAUGAUGUAAAGAAAGAUUUGAGAAUACAGAUCAGGGAUAUGAGAAGAACAAUUCAAGAAAUGUUGAAACAGAAUGAAACGUUACCAGCUAUUGAGAAACUUGGACGUCAUGAAUUUGACCUUGACAUUGAAGAACAAAACAGAUUGCAGACAGAGGCUGAUUCUGAAGUUCAAAGAGUGAGAGAAGAAAUUGAGUUUGACAAUUUGGCUAAGAUAUAUUUGAGAGAGAUGAUUAAGAAAGAAUGCUGGGAUGAUAUGAAAGUCAAAGGAAGAGCAGUACAGGCAUUUUACUCUAACCUGGAAGUUAGUAACUUCCCAAUGAGGGAGAGAUCCAAAGAAUUUGACAAGUUAUUGAAUACUGUUACAAUAAGGAGGAAGAUAGAACUGGCUGAAUUAGCUGCUAGGAAAUCUGAGAUAGAAGUAGCCAACAGACCAACAACAACAGCGGAGAAGAAAAAUGUCCCAGCACCUGUUACCAAAGCCACUACCAAAGAUUCAUCAGAUGAGAAUAUCCAUCAGACAUCACCCGUUGGAAAGGAGGAUGAUGACCUUGGUGAAGGUGAAGAUGAAGAUGGAGAAAAACCAUCAACAACUGGAAGUCUAGCCACAGAUACAAUAGGUGCCCAGUAUGGUGGAGGAAGUGAUUUGUUUUACAGUCAGUUCGAUCUUCAUACAAGAGAACAGAAAAUCAACCAAAUCAUUUUACUUGAGGAUGCCAUUCACAGAAUCAAAGUUGCAUUUAACAAAGAAUUUGAUGACAUUCAUUUGAAAAAAGUCUCAGAAAUAGGCAAAAUAAAAGAAAAGAAUAAGCGUAUAAAGAAAAUCAUGAAUGACAUAGAUUUAGACGAAGAAAUCAUUUUGCCUUUACUUAGCAUUUAUGAAGAACCUGAACAACUUCUAACAGUGAAAGAUGAAGAGGUUAAGGUUGAGAAAUAUCUAACACCAGAACAAAAAAAGAAGAAAGAAGAAGAAGACAAAUUGGAAGAAGAGAGACGCCUUAAAGAGAAAGGUGACAAUGCCAGGGAGAGAGGAUUGGGCAUGAUGAUGGGUGGUGUUUUGGAGAUUAAAAAAGAGGAUGAACUCAAAAAGGAUAUUCCAAAACCACAGUUCAUGCAGACAAAAGAACAGAAAGACUGGACAGAAGAUGAAAAGAGGUUGGCUGCAGAAUUUGAACAGAAAGUGAAAGAUCUUAAUGAAGAGAGGGAAAAAUAUCGCAAGCAACUGGAAACAGAAUUGAGAAAAUUACAGAGUAUUAUUCAGGAUAGUAUGGGUGGAUUCGAUGACAUGUUAACUCAGGUCUUUAUGAAGAAAAUCAAAGUUAUGAUGGUGGUCUAUCAGGAGGAAUUGAAAAUUCUCCGACUGAGAGCCUCAUUAUUGGUUGAAGAGGAGUUAGAAACACAGGAGCAAGAACUCAACAGACUUGUUGAACACAAGAAAACUUUGAAGGCACUGACAGCACAGGCAAUGAUUGAAUCAAAGAAACAUUUAGAUACCUACAAAAAUGAUUAUGAGAAUCUGCAAUAUGAAGACAAAGCCAUGGAUAAAACAUUUAAACGAGAGUUUAAUGAUGUAACAGCACUACAACAGGAUCAGCUGUACAGACUUUUCAGACGUAGACCUAAGAUUCCACGUCUGAAAGGAUUUGAUACUCCUGCAGCACCAUCAACAGGGGACCAUGGUUUGCCCAAUCCUUUUGCUGACCGUCCAUCUACUGCCAGACAACAUGCUCAAGCCAAAAAUUCUGUAGAAUCUGCCAUCAAUGAUCUAGAUAGAGAUGUCAAUAAUCCUGAAGGUGUUGAACUGUCUGUUUGGGAAAGACUUUGCAAAUUCAGAAGGAUCAAAAUAGAAAACGAAUUCCUUAUAAAACAAAAAGCAUUAGUGUUUGCAGAAAUGGAAGCAUUUUACAGAAAACGGCAAGAUGAAGAUGAACAACUGAAAAAUGAAAUAGAAGAUCUACAGAUGAAAAUAUCUAAAUUAAAGAAUGAUGAAGCAAGAGUUAACUUGAAUUUAGAAGUUCAGCUGUUAUUGAAACAAGGUCAAGUUGAAACAGAUACUAACACUUUUGUAGCAGAUUACAAAAAUAGUGCUUUAAUUCAUCGUAGUGUUGUUGAAGAACUUAACACAAAUAUCAAGAAACUUGGAGAAGAUAAAAUUGCUAGUAUGGUUGAAAGUAAAGACUUUAGAAAAGGAAUUAUACAACUUGAAUGGGAGCACAAGAAAAUGCUAAUGGAAAUGGAAGACUUUCAGAACAAGAUGAAAGAUAUUCAAUUCAUGAAAGUAACCAGAGAAAUUCAACUGUUCCUAAAUAAUGUCCAGGAGUAUGAAGCAAAGAAGGCUGACGAAAUCAACAAACUUGAACAAACAAUACUGACACAGCUCAAGCAUCAUGAGAAAAAGUUGGCACAUCAAAAGAAAAUAUUGCGAGAACAUAAUAGGACAAUCAAAGCAAAGGAUGCUGAUAAUUCCAACAUUGAUUCUGAUUUGAUGGAACGCAAUGUCACAGUGAAUGAGAGGAAGCUUAUUGAUGAAGUCAAUGCUGACAGACGAUCAGAUGCAGGAAAAGACAAGAGAUACAUGGAGAUAGUACAAAGAAGGAAAUUGGUGGAUUUAGCCAAAGCUCAGGCACAGGAAGUAGCUGUUCUACGUGCUGAAGUUGAGAGGUUAAGAAUGAGGACAUUCCCUGCAUUAGUUCAAGUGGAACAUUAGCGGUGACAUUAUAUGGAAUACCGAGAGAAAACUCAAUAUUAAAUCCAAUUACUUUGUUAUGACUGCUUAUUGGAAAUCAUUGUAAUAUUUACAAACAAAACUAGGUUUAUCUUCAAUUGGAAAAGGACUUAAUUUUGCAGUUGAUCUAGCUUAACUAGCAAGAUAAAGAAACAUUUUAUUAUAUCUUAAGAGAAUGUGGUGUUUUCUUUGUCAAGGAAUACCGUGUUGACCAAUUUUUGUUUAUGAAAAAGCAGUUUAACUUGUAUACAUUUUUCUGUGAUAUUUGGACUUGUGAUAUACUAGUAAUUGAUGUGAAUUUACAUUCUGUCCUUAUUUUACUUGCAUACUAUGUAUUUAUUGAAAAAUAAUAAAUUGUUACAUUCCAAAAAUA
Messenger RNA from Mytilus californianus (California mussel), 5789 nucleotides. RefSeq names its product cilia- and flagella-associated protein 43-like. Gene Ontology annotation, biological process: cilium assembly. Lineage: Eukaryota; Metazoa; Mollusca; Bivalvia; Mytilida; Mytilidae. Gene Ontology annotation, cellular component: axoneme. Gene Ontology annotation, molecular function: protein binding. The record is from RefSeq and is a predicted model, not a curated record. The transcript has 45 exons. Bases 89 to 5398 code for a protein of 1769 amino acids.